Anthostomella pinea is the source of this 1251-nucleotide messenger RNA. The record is from the annotation of a GenBank genome assembly. NCBI's taxonomy places the organism in Eukaryota, Fungi, Ascomycota, Sordariomycetes, Xylariales, Xylariaceae.
AUGUCGUCUCCAGCCGUGAGUCCCCUUUCUCGACUGACCUCCAAUCGCCUGACGUCGGCCUCGAUUCCCACCGCCAACACCCAAUACAACCCUGCGCACACCUUCGUUGCAGCAGCUAACCCGUCGUCACGCGUUACAGAAGAUGAUGCGCCGAAAGAAGAACGUGAAGAAGGGGAUCCAAUUCUGCUUGAUGGCAGAACCACCUUCGUCAACACCCUCUGCAGCAAGAGCGUGUUGGAGCACAAGGACUCAGAUGAUGCUGGCGUCGCCCAUGUCGAAGAUGGUGUUAAGAUCAAGCCCAUCACCGUUGAGCUUGAAUUGGACGAGGAAGGCACUCGUAUCUCCCUAACCAUUGUCGACACCCCGGGUUUCGGCGACCAAAUCGACAACGAGGCAAGCUUCUCAGAGAUCGUUGGGUACCUCGAGAGACAAUAUGACGACAUCUUGGCCGAGGAGUCGCGUAUCAAGCGUAACCCCAGAUUCAGGGACAACCGAGUACAUGCUAUGCUGUACUUCAUUACUCCUACUGGUCAUGGUCUCCGAGAACUCGACAUCGAGUUGAUGAAGCGCCUUGCUCCCCGUGUCAACGUUAUUCCCGUGAUCGGACGUGCCGACUCUCUCACACCCCAGGAGCUGGCUGAGUCGAAGAAACUUGUCAUGGAGGAUAUCGAGCAUUACCGCAUCCCCGUCUACAACUUCCCUUACGAUAUCGAGGAGGAUGACGAGGAUACUGUCGAGGAGAACGCCGAACUGAGAGGCCUCAUGCCCUUCGCCAUCGUCGGAUCUGAAGAUGUUCUCGAAAUCGGUGGUCGUAAAGUUCGUGCUCGACAAUACCCCUGGGGUGUUGUCGAGGUUGACAACCCUCGUCACUCCGACUUCCUGGCCAUUCGGUCGGCGCUUCUGCACAGCCAUCUGGCGGACCUAAAGGAGAUCACCCACGACUUCUUGUACGAGAACUACCGUACCGAAAAGCUUAGUAAGAGUGUUGAGGGCGGUGCUGGAGUUGAUUCUUCUAUGAACCCCGAAGACCUGGCGUCGCAGUCCGUGCGCCUAAAGGAGGAACAGCUCCGCCGAGAGGAGGAGAAGCUUCGCGAGAUCGAAGUCAAGGUCCAGCGCGAGAUCAACGAGAAGCGACAGGAACUCUUGGCCCGCGAAUCCCAGCUUCGCGAGAUAGAGGCUCGUAUGCAACGAGAUGCUGCCGCCGCCGCCGGCCCCGGAUCACCCGAAGCGAACGGCGAUCACGAAGCCUAA